UAACUGUAUUAUCACAUGUCAUAUACGUAAUCGUCUAUCGAAGAUUUAUUUAUUCUAUAAAAGAGCACCAGUAGUUGCUAGUAACACCUACAUAUACGUAAUAAAAAUUUUGCGAAAGUGAGAAAUGGAGGGCUAUUUUAUGCACGUUUCACAAGCAGUAACUGAAGCUAGAUUUGGAAAAGAUGUGGAGGAAAAGGUUUACUCCAUCCGUGAACUGAAAACCUGGAAGUUUUGGAGAGCGGUGUUGGCAGAGUUCGUAGGGACUAUGUUAUUUGUCUUCCUAGGAUGUGCUUCCACAUUAACUGACCCCAUAAAUCCCGUCAGAAUAGCGCUUGCAUUUGGACUGGCGAUUAUGGCCCUUAUUCAAAUGUUUGGUCACAUUUCCGGCGGACAUUUCAACCCUGCGGUUUCUUUGGGAUUUUUGGCGAGUUUUCAGAUCACUAUUUUUCGCGCUUUGUUUUACACAAUUGCUCAAACCAUUGGAGCCAUUGUGGGAGGAAUGAUUCUGAGAGGAGUGACACCAGGUGCAUUCCAUUCUAAUCUUGGAGUGACCAAAGUCUCCGAUAGCUACACUCUUUUACAAGGAGUUGCCAUUGAGCUGAUUUUAACAUUUUGUCUUGUCUUUGUUAUUAUUGCGACAACAGACGGAAACAGAACAGAUUUUGGUAGUGUUUCUUUGAAAAUUGGGCUCACGGUAGCAAUGCUGCAUUUUUCUUCCAUUACCUUGACGGGGUCCAGUAUGAACCCUGCCCGAUCUCUAGGGAGUGCUGUGGCCUCCAACGAUUACGACACACAUUGGGUGUACUGGGUAGGGCCUAUUCUUGGAGGCUGCAUAGCUAGCCUGUUGUACAAAUUCCUUUUCUCUCCAUACAAAGGAACAAUAUCGAACGAGGAAGCUACUCACAAAUUGCUUGCAGAAGGAAAUAUGAUUGCAAUCCCAAGGAAUUAUUUUACCGGAACAGCAGAGGCAGCAUUUAAUGGGAAAAAAUUGGAUUCUUCCAAUCUCUAAAUAGUUUACAGCAACAUUUAUAUAGAUAUAAGCUUUAUGAUAUCCAAAUUUCAAUUCCCUUUUUGGAGUUUUGACAAAAGUAGUGAUUAACUGCGCAGUUGAUCAGUAUAGUAUAACUAUUUUACCCCACCUCUGUAGAUUUUUCCGUGAAAUCCUGG
Molecule: messenger RNA, 1167 nt
Organism: Saccostrea cuccullata (small rock oyster)
Lineage: Eukaryota; Metazoa; Mollusca; Bivalvia; Ostreida; Ostreidae
Product: lens fiber major intrinsic protein-like
Exons: 7
Coding region: 125-1009 (294 amino acids)
Biological process (GO): transmembrane transport; water transport
Cellular component (GO): plasma membrane
Molecular function (GO): water channel activity
Source: RefSeq, a predicted model, not a curated record